AUGAGAUUACUUCACAGCCAUGUCUUGAAGGCGGCAUUGGGCUUGGGGGCCGUUUGCGGGGUAGUAGCACAUCAGCAUCAGCAUCCUGGGGAUGAGGCGCAAGUACCGCUUCAUGAGCAGGAGUUCGUGCAGGAUUCUGCGGAGGAGUUAGAGAGAAAAUGGAGUUUUGAGUGGGGCUACUCGGGAGUAAACUCCUUCGCCCAUCUCGAGCAUAUAAAAUGCCUCACAAAAUCAGAAAGUCUUUUUGACAUCGGUAUCCUAGGCGUCCCCUUCGACACAGCAGUAUCCUACAGACCCGGCGCGCGUUUUGGCCCUCGAGCCAUCCGCGCAGCCUCAGCGCGCCAGAACUCGUUCCGAGGCUUCAAUGCCCGAGCAGGAAUCAACCCCUUUUUAUCAUGGGCCAAGAUUAUCGACUGUGGCGAUAUCCCGACCACGCCGUUCGACAAUUCUGUCGCGCUGACGCAGAUGACGGCCGCGUACCUAGAACUAGGACAUCGCGCCCCCCUGUCGUCUUCCCUUAAGAAACCUAAGAUUAUUUCGCUGGGUGGAGACCACUCACUUGCCUUGCCAGCGCUACGGGGUCUGAAUAAAGUGUAUGGAGGACCUGUCGCAGUGCUUCAUUUCGAUGCUCAUCUCGAUACAUGGCACCCGUCCAAGUACCCGACGCCAUGGCCGAGCAAGCAAGCCGAGUUCAACCACGGGAGCAUGUUCUGGAUCGCCUCGAACGAAGGCCUCAUCCUAAACGGCUCGUCUGUACACGCGGGUCUGCGAACUCGUUUGAGUGGCCCGGAUUGGGGUGAUUACGAUGAUGACGAUACGCAAGGCUUUCUGAGAAUAUCAGCUGACGAUAUCGAUGAUUUUGGGCCCAAAGGUAUUAUCGAGAAGAUCAUGAAGAGAAUGGGGACCGAGACACCCGUCUACUUGAGUGUCGAUAUCGAUGUUUUGGACCCUGGUUUGGCGCCGGGGACUGGAACGCCGGAAGCAGGUGGGUGGACGAGUAGGGAGCUGAUUCGGAUCUUGAGGGGUAUUGAGGGGCUGAAUAUCGUCGGUGCUGAUAUUGUGGAGGUCGCUCCUUCUUAUGAUGGCGUCGGAGAGCAGACCGCUCUUGCGGGUGCUCAGGUUGCCUAUGAGAUCCUAACGAGCAUAGUGAAGAGGGGAUUGGUCGACAUGGGGAAAAUCGCAGAAGUGGAUGGACGAGAUAGGACGGGCCGAUUGAAGGAUGAACUGUAA
Molecule: messenger RNA, 1230 nt
Organism: Lachnellula hyalina
Lineage: Eukaryota; Fungi; Ascomycota; Leotiomycetes; Helotiales; Lachnaceae
Gene: GBU1
Product: Guanidinobutyrase
Exons: 2
Coding region: 1-1230 (409 amino acids)
Molecular function (GO): metal ion binding; agmatinase activity
Source: RefSeq, a predicted model, not a curated record